AUCAGCAUUGGACCAAAGGGACCUACGUCUGGCAUAAAUAGCAGCAAGCACUCUGGUUUUUUCCUUUUCUGUGGCAGAACUGCUCAGCUGCAAGCACAAGCAAGGACUCUUAACUUUCCAGGGCUUCACAGGAAACACCACCCAAGACGAACGUGGAGGGUUUUCUGCACCGGCAAGGAAAUGGAAAACUUGAUCGCUGUCUGCGGCUCUUCUAGAAUCACCAUAGCAUUGCUUUUCACUGUUCUGAGCUUUGUUAAUAGUUUGCCUCUUGAGGAAGACUCUGUUUGCACGGCAGAAGAACUUGCAAGGUACACCAUUGUUUUCACAGGAAAGUGGAGCCAGGCAUCAUUCCCUAAGCAGUACCCUCUGUACAGGCCUCCAGCACAAUGGUCGUCACUUCUGGGCGCUGCCCAUAACUCAGACUACAACAUGUGGAAAACGAACGAGUUUGCCAGCAACGGGAUGCGUGACUUUGCCGAAAGAGGUGAACCCUGGGCAUUAAUGAAGGAAAUAGAAACAGCUGGGGAAAAAAUCCAAAGCAUUCACGGAAUAUUCUCCGCUCCUGCCAUUUCCACUGGCACGGGGCAAACGGCCGCAGACUUGGAGGUCCACCCAAGACACCCGCUGGUGUCCAUUGCAGUGCGAAUUGUGCCCAGCCCUGACUGGUUCGUGGGCAUUGACAGUUUAAAUCUGUGUGAAAAAGGCCGCUGGAAACAGAAAUUAUCUUUGGAUCUUUUCCCGUACGACGCUGGCACUGAUAGCGGCUUCACGUUUUCCUCCCCCAAUUUUGCCACUAUCCCACAGGAUCCCAUCACAGAGAUCACUUCUUCCUCUCCAAGUCACCCAGCAAACUCGUUUUAUUACCCCAAGCUUAAAAAAUUGCCACCUAUCGCUCGAGUAACCAUGAUAAAAGUGAAGAGAGGCAAACUGGGAUUUCCUCUUCCUCAGCCCAAUGUGACUGCAAUCAGGAAUGAAAUCGAUGAUUCUGUUUCAGAAACUCCCCUGGAUUGUGAGACAUCGCUCUGGUCUUCUUGGGGCCUCUGUAGAGGCACAUGUGGACAUUUAGGAACUAAAAGACGAACUCGGUAUAUACGUCUUCAGCCGGCUAAUAAUGGAAUACCCUGCCCAGAGCUGAAUGAAGAAACAGAAUGCGACCCGGAUAACUGCGUGUGAGACGGUUCUCUGGGACAAUAAUUUAGAUAAUUUAAAUAUAGGAUACACUUGGUUAAUACCACCUAUUCCUGUUAAUAUUCCUUAUUUUUCAGAAUAGUUGUAAUAUUUUGUUGAAAUGUUUUUGCUAAACUGAACUGCUAGAUGGAAAACAGCCUUUUUAUUAUGGUCUACUGCAGUGCCACCUGGUGGUAGAAACAUUUCUCAAACAUAUGUACUUCAAUUAUCAGACAUGCAUAUCUGUAAAAAAAA
Lacerta agilis (Sand lizard) is the source of this 1422-nucleotide messenger RNA. RefSeq names its product spondin 2 (gene SPON2). Gene Ontology annotation, cellular component: extracellular matrix. The coding region runs from base 181 to 1173 and encodes 330 amino acids. The transcript is spliced from 6 exons. Gene Ontology annotation, biological process: cell adhesion. Lineage: Eukaryota; Metazoa; Chordata; Lepidosauria; Squamata; Lacertidae. The record is from RefSeq and is a predicted model, not a curated record.